UGUGUUGGCUCUGGAUGUACGUUGACGGUGCAAUGUGCUGGCAAUGACUGUGCUGCUCCACCGGUCGUGUUACCACCUUUACCGCCACCGGUUUACGUGCCUCCGCCACCGCCACCGCCUCCUCCACCACCGCCACCUCCGCCACCCCCGCCACCUGCACCUCCACCAAUAGAGAUCCCUCUUCCACCCCCACCACCAUACGUUAUUUAUCCACCACCCCCGCCACCACCACCUCCACCGCAAAGAAUCUACCUACCCGCUCCACCUCCGCCACCACCUCCACCACCGAAAAUCGUUGUUGUGCCUGCCCCUCCACCACCUCCUCCUCCACCACCAGUUCCUCGAUGCACAGGCGUAUGUGUGAAGAGUGUCUGCUUGGCUGGAAGAGGAGUAUGUUGA
This is a messenger RNA of Gongylonema pulchrum, 399 nucleotides long. Lineage: Eukaryota; Metazoa; Nematoda; Chromadorea; Rhabditida; Gongylonematidae. The record is from the annotation of a GenBank genome assembly.